AUGUCGCUCAAGGAGAAGGCCAACGCUCUCAGACGGGAUGUUGAUCGCCUUCUUGCAGCAGGAGGUGAUAUGGCCAUCCCAGUUCUCACAGCCAUUAACGUCGCAUCCGAUGUAUUCCCGCCCCUAAAAGGUCCCGCUAGCGCCGCCCUCUUCAUCUUCAGUGAGGUCCAAAAAUUCAAGUCAGAUAAGGAGGAAUGGAAGGAAUUUGGGAAAUAUGUGGUUGAUAUUGUAGCGGAUGUGCUAGCGGCGAUCGAACCCUAUGACACUUCAACGGAAGAGGCAAAACCUUGGCUAGAGAACGUCAAGAAGCUGGACAGCGCGCUAAAACAGAUCAUUGCCGAAAUCGUGCCAAUGCUCGCAAAAAUGAAGAAGCGUCACGCUGUUACCAACUACCUCUCACUGCUGAAGCAUCCGGGAAGGAUUGAUGACUUCAAGAAAGUUCUGGACAAAGCGUUGACAUCAUUUCAGUUGAGAACUAACCUAACAACUGGUGCCAUACUAACAAACAUAGCAAAUAACCAAAGCCAUUUGGAGAGUGACUCGGUUUUGAGUGGACUGCGAUAUCCGACCAUCGCCCAUCAUGACCCAGAUGAGGCGUGCCUGGAGGGAACCAGGACAGACCUCGCCAACGAUAUCAUGACCUGGGUUCGCAACGUGGAGGACGGGGAGAAGCAGGUGAUGCUGCUGACAGCUGUGGCCGGGGCUGGCAAGACUUCCGUUGCCCAUUCAAUCGCAGAGAAGUGUGAGAGCGAAGGGCUGCUGCUGUUGACGUUUUUCUUUAAGGCAGGCGAGCAGUCGCAGCCGGACCAUUUGUUUAGCAGCAUGGCCCGAUCUCUAGCAACGCGUGACCACUCAUACCGCGCCUCUGUUAUAUCCAUUCUCAAAGAAGAUCCAGCCCUCAUGACUGCGUCCUUCACCGUGCAAUUCGAGAAGCUCGUGGCUAAGCCUCUCCGCCUGAGGGGAUUGCCUGCAGGCGGUCCUCUGGUGGUAAUUGUUGAUGCUUUGGACGAGUGUGAGCCGCGAGACUUCGAACGCCUUGCCGAGAUACUUCGGAAGGAAGUGCCAAAAUUACCAUCCACCAUCAAGUUCUUUGUGACGUCGAGACAAACUCAUCUCGUGGAUCGUCUUCUUUCACCCAAUUUUCCCAUCGACCGACUUGGCAUAGACAUCUUGAAUAAUGCCAAUAAACAAGACUGCUCUGUUUACAUCCGCGCGCAGCUGCGUUGUCUAAAGGAUGGUCAUUCAGGUCGGGGAGAUGAAUUUGAGGAAGACUCAUUGGUUCAAGACCUAUCAGAAAAAGCCGGUGGCUUGUUCAUUUGGAUCAGCACUGUCUUCCGCUGUGUUAGACUGGCCAAAAAGCCGAGGAAAACGCUGAAUAAGCUGCUCAACACAGGUGCCUUUCGAUCAAUGGAUUCUCCUGAAGGAGUGAUGGGUACGUUGUAUACGGCCAUUCUGGAAAAAUGUGAUUGGGAGGAUGAAGAUUUUGUGCAUGACUACCCCAUCGUUAUGGGGGCGAUUCUGAUUGCCGAACAACCGCUGUCUAUCGCGGCGUGGGAUGCAAUUCUGUCGCCGUUCUUAAACUCUUCCAUCCAUGACACGUUGGUUGAACUUGCUCCCCUCUUACUAGGGAUUCCCCAUUCCGACACACCAAUUCGCAUCAUUCAUCAGUCGUUCCGUGACUUUCUCAUGGGCCAAAUCGGUCCCAAAUCACUUGUGCAUCAUCAUUACACGGUGGAUACGAGAGAGGUGAAUGCCAAGAUAGCCCUGCGCUGUACCGAGAUCUUGAAUAAGGAUCUUUGCUGUGUGGAGGGUUUGGGGCUGAUCGAAGAUCUUCCCGAAAAGGAUGAAUUGCCACGCAUAUCUCAAGAGAUGCAGUUGGAACAACUCCGUUACUCAUGUCGGUAUAUCGUGCACCACCUCAAAACUGUUCUGGAGCCACAAGAGGUGCUCAGUGGAUCGGUUCUCACAUUUAUGAAUCAACAUGUAGCACGCUGGGUGGAGGUUUGUGUGAGAACAGAAGGGUACAUCAGUGUAUCUUCAUUUCCCAAGUGGGCUAAGUUGAACGUUGAUCGGAAUUCAAAGAAAGAUAUUCACAAGUUGAUCCAAGUACUUGACAAAGUGAGACAAAAUCUGGCAUUCUUUUCAAGAUUUCAGGAGGCACAUGAGUUGGCAAAGGAUUCCGUAACCCUCUGCCGUUGCCUUGUGUCGGCAGACUCAGAGUCCUACAUCCCAUAUUUGGCUCGAUCACUCAAUGGUCUUGACGUAUCAUUGAAUGAUUUGGGACAUCAUUCCGAGGCACUCCCGGUGAUUGAAGAAAGUGUGAACCUUUGGCGUGAGCUCGUUGCUAUUGAUCCGAUGCUAUACACUCCAGAUUUGGCUCGAUCACUCAGCACUCUUAUGAUAUCAUUGCAUAAUCUGGGACUUCAUUCCGAGGCGCUCCCGAUGAUUGAAGAAAGUGUGAAGCUCUGGCGUGAGCUCGUUGCUAUUGAUCCGAUGUUAUACACACCAGAUUUGGCUCAAUCGCUCCACAAUUUUUACGUAUCAUUGGAAAAUCUGGGACGUUACUCCGAGGCGCACCCGAUAAUUGAAGAAAGUGUGACGCUCCGGCGUGCGCUUGUUGCUAUUGAUCCGACAUCAUACACCCCAAAUUUGGCUCGAUCGCUCCAUAAUUUAAGUGUAUCAUUGGAUAGACUGGGACGUCAUUCCGAGGCGCUCCCAGUUACCGAAGAAUGUGUCAAGCUCUGGCGUGAGCUCAUUGCUGUUCAUCCCAUGUCAUACAUCCCACAUUUGGCUCGAUCGCUCAACUGUCUCAAGAUAUCAUUGGAUAAUCUGGGACGUUAUUCCGAGGCACUCUCCACAAUCAAAGAAUGUGUCAAGCUCUGGCGCAAGCUCGUUUCUGUUCAUCCCACAUCAUACAACCCCGAUUUGGCUCGAUCACUCCACAAUCUCGCUCUCUCAUUCGAUUACCUCAAUUGCCCCACCGAAGCAGUUCCUUUCAUCAAAGAAUCCAUUUCUCUUUGGCGUUCUCUACACAUUACUCAUCCGACCUCAUAUGCCGCUGAUUUAGCCUGGGCAUUGCGGGAUCUAUCCAGGAUACUUUCACGCCUGGGGCACUAUGCAGAAGCAUUUGAUAUCGAGGAAGAGGCGAGAUUAUGCUCUCAUCAGCUUCGUUCUGAAUACCCUGACAUCUAUGCAAAUUAUCUUCGAGGGUUAUAUGCCGAUAUGGCUGCUCCGUUGGAAGGUCUUGGAAGGGGUCAUGAGUUAGCAGAUAUACGCACUCUCAUGCAAAAUCUAUGA
Messenger RNA from Cantharellus anzutake, 3297 nucleotides. RefSeq lists its product as uncharacterized. Bases 1 to 3297 code for a protein of 1098 amino acids. The transcript has 5 exons. Gene Ontology annotation, molecular function: protein binding. The record is from RefSeq and is a predicted model, not a curated record. Lineage: Eukaryota; Fungi; Basidiomycota; Agaricomycetes; Cantharellales; Hydnaceae.